Pseudogymnoascus verrucosus is the source of this 1306-nucleotide messenger RNA. RefSeq lists its product as uncharacterized. The transcript is spliced from 7 exons. The record is from RefSeq and is a predicted model, not a curated record. Gene Ontology annotation, molecular function: oxidoreductase activity, acting on paired donors, with incorporation or reduction of molecular oxygen; monooxygenase activity; iron ion binding. NCBI's taxonomy places the organism in Eukaryota, Fungi, Ascomycota, Leotiomycetes, Thelebolales, Thelebolaceae. The coding region runs from base 62 to 1306 and encodes 414 amino acids.
CGAAGCCGAUACGCUCCUUCGAGAGGGCUAUGAUAAGUUCCCAGCAUCAAUUUUUCAAGUCAUGACACCAGAUGGACCGCGUUUAUUCCUUCCCCGAAGCUUUGCAAAUGAGCUCAAGGGCUAUCCACGACAUGAAAUGAGUGGAAUGAAGGCAACUACAGAUCGGCUUUUAGGUGAAUACACAACGAUAGACCACGAAAGCCAAACAGGACUGAACUCGAUCAAAAUUGAUCUCAAUCGACAUCUAGGCACAUUCGUUGUGGACGUUGCAGACGAGGUAAAAUAUUGCUUCCAGACCCAAUUCCCAGACUGCGAAGAUUGGACACCCAUCAACCUUAACGACAAGCUUCCUCACAUCGUCGCCCAAGCCUCCGCUCUAAUUUUUGUUGGUCCAGCACUCAACCGAAACAAGGAAUGGCUUAACUGUACAACCACCUUCGCAGCUGACGUUAUGAUUGGCGGAGAGAAACUCAAGACCUGGAAACCAAUCUUGCGACCUGUGGCCCAAUACUUCAUCCCUGAGGUCCGCCGCAUACGAUCUGACCAUGCCUUUGCACACACUCUUCUGCUUCCCGUCCUCAAAUCUCGAGCGGAAGAAGAAUCGCGUCAAGGAGACAAGUAUGUCAAGCCGAAUGAUAUGAUCCAGUGGAUUCAGGACCGCGCAAGGAAAUCAGGAGACAAGACUGUGGAUACGAAGGAGCAGGCGAACUUGCAGAUGUUGGCGGCAACAGCUGCGAUUCACACGACUAGGAUGGCCGUCAUUCAUGCGAUUUAUGAUCUGGCGGCAAGGCCGGAAUAUGUCGAGCCUUUGAGAGAAGAAAUCGAAAAUGUAUUGAAAAUGAGUGGCGGGACCUUCACAAAACAGUGUUUGACGCAGUUGAGGCGGCUGGAUAGUUUCAUGAAAGAAAGUCAGAGGCAUAAUCCGCCAUCGAUCGCUACUUUCCAGCGAAAAGCUCUCGUACCUGUGAAACUCUCUAACGGCUUUCAUAUCCCUAGCGGCACAAUCGUCCAAUGUAACACCAACAUCCUCGAGGAAUCGCCCCCCUCUUGGGGUGAUCCACUUUCCUUUGAUGGAUUCCGCUUCUACAAGUUGCGUAGUAAACCUGAGGAUACUAAUAAAUACCAGUUUGCGAGCCCGUCGUUUGAUUCUAUGCAGUUUGGGCUUGGAAAUGAUGCCUGUCCAGGGAGGUUUUUUGCUAGUAACCAGAUCAAGAUUAUACUUGUCUAUAUACUCAGACACUAUGAAAUUAAGUUUGAGGAAGGAGCGGUGGGGAGGCCGAAGAACAUUCUCUUUGAGGUUAAUUGA